AUGACACAUCAAUGUCAAGGUUGCAUACAACGCCACCACCCCCAACAGUCCCUGCAGCCAAACCCCCACAUAGCAUCUCGACUUGAGACACCAACAACACAAUCCGUCGCGCAUCCUCCCACUGAGGCAGAAGAGUUCUGGGGUCCGUUUCCUGUCCUUCUGGUUGGCGGACAAAUUAUAGUGCUUACAGCACCUGGGCUCUCGAACCAACCACAACAUCCGGGGAAUCAUGUGUCCGUCGAAAUAACAUGUGCCACGGCGCAAAUAGUUCUGUUCUUCGUUACAGAAACUCCUCCAGUCAGAAUACCAUUUUCCGCCCUGCAGCCUUACCACGACCCUCGCACGCUGGCCACAUGCAGGCCAGGUGACAGAGUUGCAGCUCGCUCAAUUGCCGGGUUACCAGGGCUGCAAUGCAAAGUAUUUACCCCAGAUCUAGCGUUGAAAUUCCAACGCUAUCGUUGUAGUCCAGUCGUACGGGUGAAGCAGCAGCGGUACCAGGCUACCGAGGACGAGGCCAAUCUCCACGACACUAAACUCACGCCGUCUCGAUGUUCUUGCUCCGUCGCGAUUUUACUAUCCCUGAGGCGGAAUCACUUCUUCUCGUCUUGUGUAUGGCGGACCGUCACCGAGGAGCUAAGGAUCUCCGUUUACCCGGACGGUGAUAUUGAUGACAAUUUGGGGCGUCAUGGCGGGGUGUGCGGUAUUCACUUCCGGAGACCAGUUUAA
Pochonia chlamydosporia 170 is the source of this 726-nucleotide messenger RNA. RefSeq lists its product as hypothetical. The transcript has 2 exons. Bases 1 to 726 code for a protein of 241 amino acids. The record is from RefSeq and is a predicted model, not a curated record. Lineage: Eukaryota; Fungi; Ascomycota; Sordariomycetes; Hypocreales; Clavicipitaceae.